Messenger RNA from Ostrea edulis (European flat oyster), 3373 nucleotides. RefSeq lists its product as uncharacterized. Gene Ontology annotation, biological process: spermatogenesis. Gene Ontology annotation, molecular function: cAMP binding. NCBI's taxonomy places the organism in Eukaryota, Metazoa, Mollusca, Bivalvia, Ostreida, Ostreidae. The record is from RefSeq and is a predicted model, not a curated record. The transcript has 8 exons. Bases 1034 to 3295 code for a protein of 753 amino acids.
UUGAAGCCCGCAGUGGGUCCAGGGCGAAGCCUGCAGUGGAGACAAAUGGGGAUUCAAAAGAUUUUGUAGACCGGGAAUUAUUAAAUUAGAAUAUUUCUUAUUAUCGUUUUAUCAUUAUUCAUGAUCAAAGUUACAUCUAUCAGUCAUACAUGUAUAUUGUGGAUUACCAGAGUAAAAACAAAUUUAAGCCUUUUAAUCACAUUCUUAUGCGUUUCCUACUUUAGUUCAUGUUUUAAGAAAGGUUCAUCAGCCAGUAGUGUAGUAUGAAAUAUGUUAUUUAAUUAAUUUAUUUUUUUUGUUUUUGUUUGUUUGCUUUUUUGAUUAUUCAUGUAACGUGUAUAGUUCAGUUUAUUUGAAUUAUUUCACUCAAUCCAUGGAAUGGUACAUGAGACAUAUUUACAUAUAUACAAGGCGUCAAACAGACAAAAAAUCAGGAGAACAGACAUUAUUAUCGAUGUAUGUACAUAACUUACCUAGAUAUACAGAAUUUAUUACUCUAAAUACAUUUCAGAAUAUAAUGAAAUUCGUCUCCAAUUUGGUUACAAUGGCAUAAUCUACAAAACGUCAAAGUUUUAAUUUCUUUCAGUAUUACUCAAUCUGCCUUCUUCGAUAGGAGGGGGAUGAUUUGUGGUUCGUAACACAGGCAUCGCUUGGGGUCAAAUUUACUAUAAUAAAUAGUACUCUUUAAUAGUAAAUUCGACCCAUGCAAGUUCGUAAUUUAAUGUUAUUUUGGUUUCUAUGAGUUAGUCUGUCCUCCUUGACAUAUUUUAUAUAUAGUUUUUCACUACAUGUAUAUUUGUACAUUCUCUUAUCUUAUUCUGUUUAUAUCUAAUGCACGGGACUCAUGUACCAUAUAUUAUAAAUGUGGUUUGAAAGAAUAAAUGAAUUUGAACUUGGUUUCUCUAACGAGAGUAUGAUCUCCUACUUAUUGUGACGUCAUAAGAUUAAACACAAUUAUGAGGUCAUCAUUGUUUCAACACAAUGGUAGAUUAUGACGUCACAAUGAAAACAGCGUUGUUAAUGUAGACCAAGAAUGUCGAUAUCGAAGGAUUCUUACGAAAGAGCUCGCUCAAAAGCCCAAGCUCGACUACUGGAAUGGACAGAGGAGACAAAAACUGCUGGAACUAAACGCCUGCUUGAUAGGAAUGGAGAAAUGUUCAAAAGAAUUGAAUACAAAGGAAAAGACGUCAGCGAAAAGUCGAAAAACCUCAAGGCACUGGAGGUAAACGACAAAUCUAAAGUCAAGCAGAAAUCCAGCAAAGAUACCGUUUCAGUUGUCGCCUCUAAAACACAAGAUGGAUACAAAAGUGGACAGUCAUCAGAUUUCGUGAAACAGCAUAGCCGAAGCUCACAAAACAAACACCUCAGGGAGAAGUUCACUAAAAUUUGUGGCAUCGAAACCGUGUGUAACUUGUGUAACGAUGAUACACCAGGGAACUGUAAAUUACCUCCCAUUUCUCAGUCGAUACCAGACAGAGAGAAUCGUAUCAAACAAAACCAUGAACAAAAUUCUAUCGGAAAUUUACAUAAGGCUGGUAAAUUGAAAUCAACACCAUACAGCACUACUGCCCAAGAAAAGUUAGUAGAUGACGUAUGCAGAGUAAAAACAGCCAAGCAAUCUGAAAUCGAUGAUGCUGUGGGGAAAAUCAUGCGGGAAAGUUACUAUCGAAGGAAGAGGAAGAAACAUCGGGCAACCAUGAGAAGAGACCAAGAUGAAACGUCGCAGUGUUUGGAGAUGAGCUCUUGUGAUGAUGUGGAGCGGGAGAGAUCUUUAAAAAUUCACGAAGAACAACAAACUCAUUUACUCUCCGAAUUCCCGCGACAGUUAAAUGAAAUACGAACCAGCGAUGCAGCGCACCCCACAAGCACGCGUACGGCUUCCAUUCCGAUUGUCUCAACAAAGCACACAGAUAAGGUUAAUUAUUUCCCCAACCUAUUGAAGAUAAACUACAGGGGAGCAAAUGAAGUUCCACGACUUGUCAAAGCCGGUAAUGUCAAACCGAUUCGCAAUACGCUUAAAAGAUGUGUCAGGAAACUCAUGUAUAUUCUGCAUCUGCUGAGAGUACUGAAACAGAGGGUGAAAGCGGAUCUCCUUACCGAAUGCCAGUAUCAAAUGGGAGUAGAUAAGAGAAAGGCAUUGGAACGGAUGGCGUUUGAUCCUGGAUAUUUCAGACCAGUCACGUCAUUAUACAGUGUGGGGCUGUCUAACAGUGCUCGGAAGGCCUUCUGGACACCGGUUGCCCAUAGAACCCCAGAGGAUGCCCAAUUACUUAUGGAAGUUAUAAAUCGAUUGCCAUGUUUUGUCAAAUACCCCCGUUCGGUGAGGGAAAAAUUGGCGCAUGUAGCCUGGUACGAUGAGUUCGAAAAUGACCGCGUCCUAUUACGACAAGGACAUGUCGGGUCCAGAAUGUAUUUUGUCAUUUCCGGUUGUGCAUCGGUGCAAAUAACCCAAACAGAUCCCAAAACAAAAUCCGAAAUAACCAGGCACCUGUAUGAUGUCUACCCAUGGUCCAGCUUUGGAGAACUUGCUUUGGUACGAAACAAGGUCAACUUCACCGUGAUUUGCAAAGGGAAGUCGGAGUUUAUAAGUCUUAGCAAGGACGAAUAUGAUUCUAUUCUGAGGAUUUAUUACGACGAUUCUUGGAACAAGCGAUACAAUUUCUUUCGAUCUUCUGUUUACUUUGAAAAGUUGUCAGACGCCCAAAUACAAGAAAUGACUGAUAUGUCAGAAAUCCGGGAAAUUUCCCACAAUAAAAUUGUCCACAGCGAUACUAAAGGUCAGACCGUGAACGUCUUCGUCCUCUAUUCCGGGAAAUGCGAUAUUCAGAAGAAAGUCUCAUUCGUGCCCUGUGUGUCCCCAUACGUGCCAACGGAACUUAUGUACCAGAAAUCGAAGUCUGCCCGCCGUCUCUGCCGCCGCGAAUACCACUACUUCACGGUACUAAGACUGAAAGCUGGGGACUACUUCGGUGUUGGGGAGGACCUAACAGACAUGUUUGUCAUAUCCAAAGGGAGAGCAGGAGUCAUCUUCCUUAAAGCGUUUACAUUUAAUUCGAAUUACACGGUCACCCACGGCCACAUCUUGCAAGAAGAAAGGGAAAACCUAAUACACACCAGUCCACAUCUGGUGAAGCGAUUCAAAGAACGAGGAAAGUGGUUGGAAUUCAAGAAAAAAGUCAUUGAAGAGGUUGUCUUGCGCAUGCGUAGAAAGAAUACAAACUGUGUCGAGUACAGUGACGUGCCGGGGAUCUCGCACAACCAAAACUCCACUCAGUCACAUCAAAGAUCCAUGUAACCUGUUUCUGUAGUUAAUGAACAGAUUUCCUUGCAAAUAUAUGUAAUAGAUAAAUAUUUGCCAGUGUUUGCAACCUUA